Messenger RNA from Mauremys mutica (yellowpond turtle), 796 nucleotides. RefSeq names its product Down syndrome cell adhesion molecule-like protein 1 homolog. NCBI's taxonomy places the organism in Eukaryota, Metazoa, Chordata, Testudines, Geoemydidae. The transcript is spliced from 5 exons. The record is from RefSeq and is a predicted model, not a curated record. The coding region runs from base 376 to 747 and encodes 123 amino acids.
GGGAGCUAUGAACAAGUAGGAAGGGACUGAAAUCAUGCAGGGUAGUGGGCACGAGAGUGCAACGGUGACUGCGGGUGUUGACUGAAUCUCUGCUCUAGUGGAGCUGAAGCAGAUGGGAUGGGAGAGGGAGGCAGGGAUGAGGGCAAGAUUUCGUGUACCAAUUGAAUUUUGUGUAGUGAUGGCUUUUGCUUGGGUUACUUGCUGCAUUUGCAGAGGAAUCAUCCAGGAGCAGCAGCCAGAGGAGAAAUUGGCAGACAUGGACCUGAGCAGCCUGGCCAUCCUUCUAAGCAGAGAUUAACAGACCUCAACUUUCUACCUUCCACAUAACGGGGUUACCAAUAGAAAAGAAGUGGAGGGUCAGCGUCCACUUCCCUCAUGCGAUGGAAAGCGAGUGAGAGCGAUGAGAUAGCAAGCAUUACUGAUGCCAGAGGAAGUAUCCAGGAACCCCAGGCCGAGCAGAAACUGGCAGAAGUGGACCUGAUCAGCCUGAGCAUCCUUCUAAGCAGACAUGAACAGUCCUUUCCUUUUUGCCUCCCACUUAACUUGGUGUGGGCCCCCAGCGAGUACGAGACCAGCCCCGAGCAAGUCUUCUACUGCAUCGCCCACCUCACCCGCAGGCAGCAGGAUGUGCUGUGGGUGGUGGCUGUGACCUCGGCAGGACGCAGCAACAUCAGUGCAAAGGUCAUUGGGAAAGCCCAGACCAUCUCCUUCGGCGGCACCGUCACCAUUCCAUGGAUAAGGACGUGAGGCUGCCGUGCAGUGCAGUUGGGGAGCCGGCCCCUGUCAUGAAAUGGAC